Molecule: messenger RNA, 1290 nt
Organism: Argiope bruennichi
Lineage: Eukaryota; Metazoa; Arthropoda; Arachnida; Araneae; Araneidae
Product: zinc finger protein 501-like
Exons: 1
Coding region: 1-1290 (429 amino acids)
Biological process (GO): regulation of transcription by RNA polymerase II
Cellular component (GO): nucleus
Molecular function (GO): RNA polymerase II cis-regulatory region sequence-specific DNA binding; DNA-binding transcription activator activity, RNA polymerase II-specific
Source: RefSeq, a predicted model, not a curated record
AUGUUUGCUUUUUCAUACGAUUCUUUUGCUCCGAAUGAUAAUGUUGUUAUUAAAACAGAAUCGGAAGAUAAUAUUACUCGCAUAACAGUAGUACCAUUUGUUUGUCAUUUAUGCAAAAGAGCGUUUACCCAAUAUAUUCAUUUAGAAGAUCAUUUAGAAACACAUGCAAACGAAAUUGCCUUGGAAAAUGUUAAAACUGAUUAUACUGCAACUGAACUAGAAAAUUCGGCUCCUAUAUUAGAAGAUGGAGUUUUUGAGUGUGAAGUUUGUUGCCAAGGUUUUGAAAAUGAAGCUUCGUUGAUUGAACAUUAUAUGAUUCAUGAUAUAGAUACACCUUAUCCUUGUGAUAUGUGUGAAAAAAGAUUUAAAACGAAGUAUCAUCUCAAACAACACUAUGUUCACCAUACUGGAAUUAAGCCAUUUGCAUGCAAAUUCUGUGGCAAAAGUUUCAAGAAGAAAGAUUAUCUACAACUUCAUUAUAUGUUGCAUACGGGAGACCAACCAUAUUCAUGUAACGUGUGCAACAAACGCUUCCUGACGCGAUUGAACCUGCAGCAACAUUUUACGUUGCAUACAGGCGAGAGGCCUUAUGUUUGCAACAUUUGUCAGAAAUCUUUUCGGAAGAAAAAUACCUUAAACCAACACCAACGUACACAUACAACUUUAAAACCACAUAUCUGUGAUAUAUGUAUUAAAGGAUUCAAAACAAAAGGUGAUCUCACACAGCAUUAUUUAGUACACAAUGGGGAAAAAAAUCAUAUUUGUGAUGCAUGCAAUAAAGGAUUCAAAACAAAAGCUGAACUGCAUAAACAUUCUAGAAUUCACUCAAAGGAGAAAGAACUUUUCAGUUGUGACACAUGUCACAAGCGAUUCACCACCAAGGCGUAUUUAAGACAGCAUCUUUUACUUCAUACUGGUGAAAAGCCAUAUAACUGUGAAUAUUGCCAGAAAUCUUUUCCUUUAAAAACACAUCUUCAGAAACAUUAUUUAACACAUGGAAAUGAACGUCCUUUCAAGUGUUUUGUGUGCCUUAAAGGAUUUAAAACACGAGGUACGUUACAACAACAUUAUUCCAUUCAUACAGGAAGAAAACCUUUUGUGUGCGAGUUUUGCAAAAGAAGUUUUACUCUGAAAAGUCAGUUGAAAAGACACAAACAGAUUCAUGUUCCCCAUCAACCCAAUAAAGUGCAGGAUUAUAUAAAACCAAAGCCAGAGACACAGAAUAAUGAAACAUCUGGAAAUUCAGCUGGAGAAUGGGUUGGAUUUACUGUUGAGGUUGCUUCUGCUUGA